GUAGUCACCCUCCGCGCUGCUCCGGCCGCCGCUGGGUACGGCUGGGGCGGCUUUCUCUGCACGCAGGGGACCCUGCCUCGGGGAUGUAGCGGCCCGCGGAGCCAUGCGCGGCCCGGCGCUGCCGCGCUCCUCGCUGGGGACGGUUAUUCUAAUAUUUGUCUGUGUGUUGACAAAGGAAUCUGUAGAAAUUACUCCAGUGCCAUAUAGAGUGCAAGUCCGUCGGGUAGCUUUGGAUGGAAAAGACCCCCCUAACUCUUUGAGGAGAGAAAAGAAACAGACGCGCUGUCAACUGGGACAAUACCUACACCCCAAAAGGACCCACUGCUGCAUGAGGUGUCAUGCAGGUACCUACAAGGCAAAAGACUGUGAAGGGCCUGACCAGGCAACUGUCUGUCUUCCAUGUGCCAAUGGCACAUUCACAGCUGUUGAUAACACCAUGUCUAAAUGCUUCCAGUGCAAACGCUGUCGUACAGCACUCCAGCAGAUAGUAGAGACCCCCUGCACCCCAAAGCAAGAUACUGUAUGUGGGUGUCAGAAGAAUCAGUAUCUGAUUGAUUCUGAGUCUGAAUACUUCCAGUGUAGGAACUGCAGCUCAUGUGCCGAUGGGAUUAUUGCCAGCUGUUCAAAGAACAAAGAUGCAAUUUGCAGGUGUAAGCCUCAAUUCUUCCUGUCACGUAGUAAUAUUUGCAAGCCUUGCAACAGCUGCACUGGAGAAGACUGCUUGCUGUGUCCUAGCCCAGUCACUACCUCACCGACCUCAUCUGGGCUGAAUGGAAACCUUGUACUUGGCACCCUUGUUGCAAUAUUUGGAGUUAUCUUCGUCCUCUGCAUUGCACGUAAAGUAGGGAAGCUGGUCCAGAAACGUGAGACAGGGCCUUUCUACUCCUGUGUUUUGCCACUGAGAACCAAGGAGCCAGUAUCAGAGGUUGAGGAAAAAAAUGAAAUUUCCACCUUUUGUCCUGAGUCCCAGAAGGAAACAGAAUUGCCAAUAAUUGCAACCCAGCCAUCUGACCCUCUGCCACAGAGUUCACAUGAGUUUCCAGACUGUGUCAGACCUGCCAGGAAGACACAGCUUCCAGACACCCCUGCUGUUCUGUACACGGUGGUGGACCACGUGCCGCCGUCGCGGUGGAAGGAGUUUGUGCGGCGCCUGGGGCUGAGCGACUGCGACCUGGAGCGGAUUGAGCUGGAGCACCGGCGCCUGCGAGACGCCCAGUACGAAAUGCUCCGGCUCUGGAGACUGCGCAUGGGUCGUGCCGCCACCGUGGAGCACAUCAGCUGCGUUCUCAACCAGAUGGAGCUCAGUGGCUGCAGCGAAGCUGUUCAAGAAGCUUUGCUCAACCAGAACUCUCCUCAGCCUUGCAGCCUCCACAACCAUCUCUAAUCUAUUUCUGCUUAGGCUGCCUUUGACCUUUAAGAGGGGAUCAUAGCUCUCUUUCUUUCCCCAUAUCUCCCCAUCUUUGUAACUCUUGUCAGCUGGUUUUGUUGGAGACAGCAGCAGGUUAUGCUGGAGGAGGGCUGAGGUUUGCUUCUUAACCACCACGUAGUUCAACCUUUAAGCCAUGGCAUACG
Agelaius phoeniceus (red-winged blackbird) is the source of this 1572-nucleotide messenger RNA. It is a transcript of the gene TNFRSF1A, whose product is annotated as TNF receptor superfamily member 1A. Gene Ontology annotation, cellular component: signaling receptor complex; membrane raft. Gene Ontology annotation, biological process: inflammatory response; signal transduction. The record is from RefSeq and is a predicted model, not a curated record. Gene Ontology annotation, molecular function: tumor necrosis factor receptor activity; tumor necrosis factor binding. NCBI's taxonomy places the organism in Eukaryota, Metazoa, Chordata, Aves, Passeriformes, Icteridae.